Molecule: messenger RNA, 384 nt
Organism: Sclerotinia sclerotiorum 1980 UF-70
Lineage: Eukaryota; Fungi; Ascomycota; Leotiomycetes; Helotiales; Sclerotiniaceae
Exons: 1
Coding region: 1-384 (127 amino acids)
Source: RefSeq, a predicted model, not a curated record
AUGUCACUACCGCUACACGCUGUGCUGUUAAAGUACAUGAACUCUGAAACCAAAGCCGUUGACGAUGGCGUAGACGAUGGUAUAGCGGCAGCAAAAGUUACUACUCUAAGUGGCUCGAAACGGCCUCGGAAGCAAUCUGACUAUGCUAAUAUCACGGAAGAGAAUGCUCAUAAAAGAGGAAAACGCCGAAAACCCGACACCAUCAGCAGACCUAGGCAAGAAACCACCGAUAUUGAAAGCAGCGACGAUACUGAGCUCCGAAGUAGAGAUUCAGCGGCAGAGGAGAAGACACUCUGUGAGAAAUUAUCAGGGAUUGUUGUGAAAGAGAUCCUUCUAGCCUUGUUAAGUUUAUCCAACUCGAUAAAGAGGGGUAGACACUGUUGA